Messenger RNA from Aphis gossypii (cotton aphid), 2124 nucleotides. RefSeq names its product another transcription unit protein (gene Atu). Gene Ontology annotation, biological process: positive regulation of transcription elongation by RNA polymerase II; transcription elongation by RNA polymerase II. The record is from RefSeq and is a predicted model, not a curated record. Gene Ontology annotation, molecular function: RNA polymerase II C-terminal domain phosphoserine binding. The transcript has 7 exons. Lineage: Eukaryota; Metazoa; Arthropoda; Insecta; Hemiptera; Aphididae. The coding region runs from base 268 to 2034 and encodes 588 amino acids. Gene Ontology annotation, cellular component: nucleus; Cdc73/Paf1 complex.
UAAGUGUGAAGCGUCAAGUAAAUACAUUAAACAAAAUAAUAUGAUUAUAACGUAUUGUGACUUGUGACUAGUUGUGAGUUGUGACUUGUGUUUCAUGUCAUGCAAGUCGCUCUGACGCUCUCAAACUUUUCUAAAAAAUGUUUUGAUUUUACGUGACUAUUUUUGUUUGUUCCGGAACAAGAAACUGUUGAUCAGUCGAGUGUUUGAAGCUACCAUUCCUCUAUAAUUUGUAGUUACUAGUUUUUUGAGUUCCUGAAACCGGACAAAAUGGUUAACUUCGACGAACGUAAUAACGAUGCCAGUGAUUCAGAGUCUGUAUCCAGUUCAUCAUCAGCAAACAGUAGUAACCAAUCAUCGAAAUCUGCUUCUCCGGCUCGAGCUAAUUCUCCGUCGGGAUCAGAACCAGCUUCACCAGCUUCUCCAGUAUCUCCUAUAUCACCAGUUUCUCCUGCAUCACCUGCUUCUGCUGCAUCAAGAUCUCGUUCUAGGAGUGUAUCUGGUUCAGGGCGAUCAGCAUCUCCAUCUAAAAGCCCUUCUAAAUCCCCAGCUGGAUCUCGUUCCCCAUCACCAGGUAGUAGGGCUUCUAGUGCGGCAUCAGCUGCAUCUGCAGCAUCAGGCCGUUCAGCUACUCCUGCUGGCUCAGUAACAUCUAAUCAGUCAGUGGCAAGUGCCAAAAGUGACUCAUCUCGUGCAAGCCGUUCUACCAACCGUAGUAGAGCUUCAUCUAAAAGUAACAAAUCAAAAUCAAGUUCUGCGAGUCCAAAGAGUGUUGCAUCGAAAAAAUCACACUCUUCAUCCCCAGAAAUAAAAAAAAGUCAGCAAGGUGAUUCUGAUGAUAGUGAUGGUUCUAUGAUUGGUAGGAAAAAACGACAACCAAUGAGAAAAAAUUCUAGCGUAUCUGGCAAUGAAUCAUCUGAUAAAGAAGAAACAACAAAAAAAAGUGGCUCAGAAGCUUCAGAAAAAUCCCCUAAAAAAAAUGACCUAUUCGGUGAAGCUGAUGAUAUUAGUUCUGAUGACGACCAACCCAAGACACCCAGACCAAUGAGUGAUGAUGACAUCGAUCGGGAUAAAAGUGAUAAAAGUGAUAAUGAUGACAAUAAAAGUGACCGCGGUGGAGAUGAUGAUGGUGAUAAUGAUAAUGAUAAGACAGAAGAAAAAGAAAAAGAAGUUGAAGAACCAAUUCCAGAAAGACGGAUAGCUGUUGAGAUACCAAAAAUAUCUGUAGACCUUGGAAGUGAUUUACAUUUUGUAAAAUUACCCAACUUUUUAUCUGUUGAAACUAGACCAUAUGAUAGAGAAACAUAUGAAGAUGAAAUUGAUGAAGAAGAAACUUUAGACGAAGAAGGUCGAGCAAGAGUAAAAUUGAAGGUAGAGAAUACUAUAAGAUGGCGUGAAGUUUUUGACAACGAUGGAAAUGUAGUAAAAGAAAGCAAUACUAGAGUAAUUAAAUGGUCUGAUGGUAGUAUGUCAUUGCAUUUGGGUUCAGAAAUUUUUGACGUUUACAAACAGCCUUUGGUGGGUGACCAUAAUCAUUUAUUUAUUCGCCAAGGAACUGGUUUACAAGGUCAAGCAGUAUUUCGUACAAAAUUGUCAUUCAGACCUCACUCAACAGAAUCAUUCACCCAUCGUAAAAUUACUUUGUCUUUGGCUGAUAGAUCACAAAAAUCUUCUGGCAUUAAAGUAUUGUCUCAAGUUGGAGCUGAUCCUGAUGCUAAUAGAUACGAAAAAAUUAAAAGAGAAGAAGAAAAGUUACGUCAAUCAAUGCGUAAAGAAACAAAAGUAAAAAGAGCUAGAGAACGUGGAGCAAAUAGUAAUCUCAGUUCCUCAUAUUUAGAACCUGAAAGGGAAGAUGGAUCUGAUGAUGAAAAUGCCAUAUCCCUGUCUGCUAUCAAAAACAAAUUCAACAAAAAAUCUGUUUCUAAAAUUGACAAAAGUAAUAUAUAUUCGUCUGAAGACGACAGUUCAGACAUGGAUACCAAAAAGAAAAGACAAUCCAAAAUAGUGUCGGAUUCUGAAGAAGACGAUGAUUUAUAAUUUUUAUAAAAUAAUUUAUUUUCUUUUAUUUUUUGACUGUUAAACAUACUGAUUGAUAUGUGUAAACAAUAAAUAUAAUGUAUAAAGUUA